Messenger RNA from Paramormyrops kingsleyae, 3317 nucleotides. RefSeq names its product CproteinK-interacting pacemaker. Gene Ontology annotation, biological process: negative regulation of circadian rhythm; negative regulation of DNA-templated transcription. NCBI's taxonomy places the organism in Eukaryota, Metazoa, Chordata, Actinopteri, Osteoglossiformes, Mormyridae. The record is from RefSeq and is a predicted model, not a curated record. Gene Ontology annotation, cellular component: nucleus.
UUUACGGUAGCUCAUAUCUAGCGUGACUGAGCAUGAGAGAACGUUAGUAGGUUUUAAGAUGCGUAACCAUCAGUAGAUCACUACCCUGCUUCCCGACCGUCUACUCUGGCUAAUACUUUAGGGUUUAUUUUUCUGAAUCUGCUGCAUGCAUUCAGGAUCAAAAAUGGCAACGCCUCCUUUGCCGGUAGCUCCUCCCUCUGUGCUCCGCUCACGUGGAUGUGCUGGUCUGGGAAAGGCCCGCCCUCUCCUGUGACUUUCCUGGGAUUGGCUGUAGCGCGACCCCUGUGUGACGCCUCUCCCGCUUGGGCAGGAUUAGAUGGAAUUCCGCAUGAUCAGCGGAGAAAUGAAAAUGUCAGUCAGCGUAUGGGCGGACUCCUCAGGUGGGUUUCCUCCACCGGAGUUGGGGGACUCGCGAGCAAACUGUAAAAGUUGCAGGUACAGUGGAUCAUUGUUUCAUCUUUAAACGCCGUGGUGCUGCUUCGUGGACACGGCGGCGUGACUCGGAUCUGGAGAUGACACCGCCUAAGGAAUCUCGGGGACCGGGCAGCUAUCUUGUAAUCCGGGGCAAUGCUAAACUGAAAAGUUUAUAAUCUCUUAGCCUUGCGCUUUCAAGGAAGGAGGAUUUAAAAAGGCUUUUAAUCUGUUCCUUUCCAGGGUCCAUUAUGCCGAAGGAGCAGCUCUGUUUGGGAGAGCGAGUGCCCCGCGGAGCCAGCAAAAAUGCCAAGGACAAAAGCAACAGCGCCGCCCUGCUGGCAUCCCGAGGGAGAGCAGGCGUGAAUGAGGACUCUGGCAGGCAGGGCUCAUGCUGCAGUUCAGAGAAGGACUCUGGCUAUUCUGACACUGGCUCAGACUCGCUGCAGACGGAUGUGGAGGACCAGCGUGGUGGGACACGGAAGCAGUGGUGCGGUGCCGUCCGGGGUGUGGCUCUUCACAGCACCGGGAAGCCCAUCUCAGCUGCUGCUGACUUCCGGGAACUGCCCCCCAUCUACAUCCUCAAAAAUGUGGUUCUUAAACAGCCCCUCCCGGUGCCGCCUAGCCCUGAUCAGCUGCUGCAUCCCCAGCUUGCCUGGGGGGGUGCAGGGCUUAGUGGCCAGGCCCCAACACAGCUCCUGCUCAUCCCGCAGCCGGGAGUCACUGCCUCUUCCCCCGCCCCCAUGCAGCUGCUCAAGACGCAGCCGUCUAAAGGAGCUGGUGGUGGCAAGAUUAACAAGGGCUCUUACCUCCCUAUAUUGAACUCCUACCCUCGCAUUGCCCCCCAUCCGAACAAGAAAAUCCCAGAGCAGAACAAGGGGGGCAGUAAAGGCAGCACUGAGGGUCAUAGUCUGAGCAAGCGGGUGCGUGUGGAGGACCGGAGGGAGCUCGUGUCCAUGCCCCCACAGAACCUCAGGCAGCACAAUCACCCUCAGCAUGAGAGCAAGCCCCUUCCUACCCCCCACCUCCACACACGUGCCCCGGGCAGCAGUGGUGCCACAGUCCAUGCCCAGCAGUGCGUGCCCUCUCCCCACCACAGUCACCCACCACCCUGCAGUCCAGCCCCCCCCUCGCCCAUCUCCCUGGAAGUCUCCGCCCCCCAGCCACCCCCCAGGCUGACCUGUAAGCACAAUCCGGGCCGGCACCGCCGUUUCCUCAACACCGUGGAGAUCCUGAGCCAGUCAGGGCUGCUGGACAUCACCAUGCGCACGCAGGAGCUGCUGCGGCAGAGCGCGUCCAGCGAGCGCGACAUCGCCCAGCUCCGGCAUCACACCCAGCUGCUGUGCCAGGCCGCGCAUGAGGGGCCCAGCACCUGCGGCGCCUGGGAGAAGCUCUGCCGGGCCAUGGUGGAGUCCGGCUGGUAUCCAGCCCUCGGUGGCUGCGACCCGAGCCUCUUCUGCGAUGCCCUCGGCCAGCUUUCCCCUGCCGGGAAGGUGGAUGCGAGCAGGAGGAGCGACACCGGUGGCGCCGUCGGCAGAAGCAGCCUCGGCGAGGAAGCAUACCCGCCCUCCCCUCUCCUGGCUCCCUCUCCCGACUCGGCACAGCACAGUCCCCCCCCUCCUCCACCUCAGCAAAUGACAAACAAGGGUGGCGCUAGAUCUCCUCCGGGUGCCACUGUGCCCCCUGACAGCUCCACCCACGGUUGGCUGCCCUAGUCGCGAUUUGGCUUCCUCCAAGUGAAUCGGCUAGAUCUAGAUCUUGCAGCUUCUGACGCAUGUGCCACCCUAACUGUUCCUCUCCUUCGCUUUCAGUCAUGAGUCUUUCCUUUGUUUAGUGAUCAUAGGUUUGGCUGUGUUUUGUUUUUUUGUAGCAGUUGCACAAGGACAUUGGUUUUUAUUGGUAGUCUUUUAAAAAUUUCGCAGAGCAGCAGUUUCCAUUGGUCCCCGUCGAGGUGCCUCGGGAAGAAGAGCAUUUGUGAGUGGUGAUGAUUGGUGGAGGAUUUGCCGUCCUCCUGUCAAACUCUCGUGGACUCUUGGUGCUCCCACUCUCUCCACGUGUGGGGGUCUCCCUCCCAGCUUCCCAGGGGGAGUGAGCGGCGUCACCACUGUCUCUGUCAAUGUCCCAUUUCCUGAUAAUGGCUGCAGAUGUGGUCAUGAUCAUAGAACAAAGCAACCAGGAAUGGUGUACAUGUACCCAGUCUAGGAGCAGGACUGAGAUGAUGUGAAAAUAUGCACAAGCAGAAGAUGCAGUUUCCACUCAUUCAUUUGAAUUACCCAAAAUUUGCAGCUGGUGACAAUGGAGCAGAUCAGAUGUGGUAUUUGUAGCUAGUAAUUUUCACAUGAACAUAAAAGGACUCAUUGUCUUUUUCGAUAGCUCACUGUGUGUGUUGUCAGUACACACACUUUCUGCACCCCUUUUUAAAAUGGGCUCCACCCCCCCCAGUAAGGAUCUCCUGACUAGUGGACAGAUUUCCUCUGCCUUGUUUGCCUCCUGACGGGCCACGCUCAGGAGCGGGGGGGGGUCAUGGUCGUGCGGGGAGGAUCCCGAAGGUCAUUCCGACACAAGCUUUUACACAUCUGGCAGCUGGCCUUUCCCUCAAAUAUUAAAAACACAUUGGCUUUAUUUUAGCUAUUGCGGAAUAUGGAUUUCAUUAAUGUAUAUGACCACUGAUGCUUGUAUUCCUUGGUAGCCAACUUUGUUGUCAUGGUUAUAAUAGAGUGAGCUGUGCUAUUAUUAUCUAGAUGCAGUUAUGUUUAUCUCAGAUCUCCAUUAAUGUAUCAUCCUGAAAUGGAAUUACUUGCCCUUUGAUAUUAGACGCUACACAGAGAUUUUGUUCAGUAUGAAUAGCUGGGCAAAGUGUGUACUUCUGUGUUAUUCCUUUAAUAAAGGCAAUAUUUCAAAACAUA